Molecule: messenger RNA, 1419 nt
Organism: Xenopus laevis (African clawed frog)
Lineage: Eukaryota; Metazoa; Chordata; Amphibia; Anura; Pipidae
Gene: cytip.L
Product: cytohesin 1 interacting protein L homeolog
Exons: 8
Coding region: 77-1162 (361 amino acids)
Source: RefSeq, a predicted model, not a curated record
AGCUAGGCGACACAUAUUUUCUUUUUAGCUAUAGACAUGUUACUGGUUUUAGAAAAGGCAUCUUUAUGACAGUGAAAUGUCUUCAAAAAGUCACAAGAAUGAAGAUGUCUGCAGAUCUAAUCUGGACAACCUUAAUAAAAUUGGAACGCAUUCACAACAAUUGUGUAACAAUGAGAUGAAUGGCAAAAGGAGCCACUUUCUGGCCAGAGCACUGGCAACUUUGCCAAGGGGGCACAAACAGGUUGCCAUGACCAGAUCAAACUCUUUGAUUGAUUCAUCUGGAAUUGGACCGCAAAGAAGAUUACUGGUUGCAGUUAAGCAAGACAAUGAAACAUUUGGAUUUGAAAUUCAGACCUAUAAACUGCAGCAUCAAAAUGUCCAUGCCUACGAAAUGUGCACUUACGUCUGCAGGGUGCACGAAAACAGCCCUUCCUCACGUGCUGGAUUAAAGAUUGGUGACAUGUUAAAGAUUGUAAAUGGAGUCAGUACAGAUGGCUUCAGCCACCAGGAAACUGUAGAUCUAAUCAGGUCGUCAGGAAAUUACCUCAGGAUAGAAGCCGUUAAUGGAACGAGAAUUAGAAGAUCAGAAUUGGAAGCCAAGCUGUUGUUUUUAAAGCAAGAUUUCCGUGAGAAAUGGGCCGAGAUGAGAACAGUACUGAGGAAAGAGCAGCAAAUCAUUUAUGGAACAGUAGAUGAACAAAAAAUACAAGAAGCAAUGGACACCCUUCAGUCUAAGAUGUUUGAAAGUCCCACAGCAUCAAAUUCAUUCCUGAAUAAGCACAGAGUUUCGAGUGGGAGCAGUUGCAAAAGUCGUCUAAGUUUCAUGACUGACUCCAGUGAUGAUUACUUGUGGCAGAUGUCUGUUUUUGAUGAAGACUCGGCUAGUGAAGGUUUCAGCCGCCAAUCUAGUAUAGAAGAGGACACUUUUUAUGGGAAGCCAAAUGGGAUCUCCUUUAAAAGGUCUUCACUGAGCCGUCACAGGAGCAUCAGCGUGACGAGUAGCGGAAGUGAAUCCAUGUCGCCAAACUGGGACACAUUGAGCAUUUCAAAUUUCUUUGGGACUUUGCCAAGGAAGAGCAGAAGAGGGAGCAUUAGGAAGCAUUUCUUAAAGUUCAUCCCUGGUUUGCAUAGAUCAGUAGAGGAAGAAGAGAGCCCAGUCUGACAUUCACUCAUUGUUCUGUUAAUGAGGUCUGGUAGCAUUAAUUUAGAUGAUUUCAUUUUAAAAAGAGAACUGACCAAAUGGGAGUAAUGGACUAAAAGGACAGUUAUCACAAUAAUGACAUGACUGUAAACUGACUAAUACAAAGGUGUACUGCUAUGUGUAUAUGACCUUUAUAUAGCAGCUCUGCAAUAUUUAUUUAUUUUGUAUAUAGACAGUCAUUAAACACAACUUUUUUCAAUAAACCUUAUUAAAUGAAA